GCCUCAUGCGAUAGUGCAGCGAUGGCAGAAAGAAGAAUUGAUCCCGAGGAUGGCAAGGCCAGAACUUUCGAAGAAGUUGUCAAGCGAUAUCAGUCCGAAUACUCCCCACAGCAGGUGAAGGACUACUGGGAGAGGCAAUGCAAGCCGGUGCCAGCGGACCCCUUCUUGACACACCUGCAGAGUGGUCAGGGAGGGCCUCGUUAUGGAACCCAGCCCGGCCUCUAUAUGCAGUCAGAUCAGGCCCCGACGGCCCCUGCAUCACAGGUGAACCUUGGGCAGGUGAAGCUAUCGGAGGAUCCCUUCAUGGCUGCUGCCUUCGCCACGCAGGGUCCUGGACAGGCCCCGCCGUACGCGCCGAGUGCAGAUCUUCCUCCACCGCCUCAUUUCACGGUGGCAGAGGACCCUGCGCAAGAUAAGCAGCCAGCGUAUGAAGGAGCAUACUCGUUCCUGGGCGCUGGCGAUAAGGAUCGACAACCUCGUGCGCGAACGAUCCUUGUCCUGGUUCCAGUCCUCAUCUUCCUCUGGGUCAGAGAUGAUUAUUUGGUGCAUGUUGGCUCACAUCUCCAUCAAUGCCUGCUGGCUGCGCAGAUGACGGUGACACUCUCGGUGGUCUCUGCAAGUGCCGUGACAAUGUGGUUCUACGGAAUGCGUUGGGGCCCCGUGUCCCUGGCAGCUCUGGGUUUCCUUUGCAUUGUUGCCAUCGUCAUGGGGACCCUUCUGGGACAGCAAGGAUGGGAUCAGCACUGGCGGCUCUUCUGGUGGAUGAACAUAGGGCAGCAGGAAGUUCCGCUGGGCCCUGAGAUGCCGGAAAGACUGUCGCAGCGACACCAGCGGGAGCACGCUCUGCUUGUCAACGGGACCUUCGACCACACCUCGGUGGAUUCUAGCCGAUCCGUUGGCUUCAAGGACACGCAGCUGUUCUGCGUAGCUCCGAUUCUCAGUCCAGACACGGCUGGCGCAGACUUCCCAAGAGUAAACUAUUGGGCCGUUGGCAUUGACUGCUGCAGCAAGUCUGGCUACUUUUCCUGCGAUGGCUCCCGGGACUCUGCAGCUGGCCACGGGGUCGUGCAGCUCGCCGGCGGCUUCCCGUGCCCUAGCUGCAACGUGGCAUCCUUUCAGAAGGCCAUCGCAAAGGCUGAAGCUACCUAUGGCCUGGUCAGCGCACCGGAUGCGCUACUGGUGCGAUGGGUUGAGCAUGCAUCUAGUACCAAGAUGCAUGCCGGGGUGUGGGCCAUCGGCUACCUCCUGAUCUGCAUGGUAUUUGGCAGCGUGUUCUUGUCCAUGCUCGGCUCGACCGCUUGGUACUAUGGCCUGGGCAAGAAGGCACCCAGCAUACAAGGCUUCUUCAGUGAGGGAUCGCCCGGUCGCUGUGCAAGCUCCAGCAAUGCAGGCACCCGGCCGAUGCCUACGGAGUUGAAAGAAUACCGGGUAAGUGCAACUCGCAUGGGUGGAAACGAGCUUCCGAACAAUCCCUCCCAGUGCUUCUACGAGAACCAAGUGGACGGCUACCCUUGUGACGACAAUAUCUUCUAUACCCUCAAUGACUCAUGCCAGAACGGCUUUUGCGAGGGCACCGCGGAUUUUUGUUUGGGGUACAAUGUAUCAUGUGAUCCACUGAGUUCGUGCUUGUCUGGCGGCGAGUGUCAUCCCUCUACCGGCCGCUGCACGUAUGACAAGUUGCCGGACGAAACACCUUGUGACGAUGGGAGGCAGUUUACUGUUCAGGACAUGUGCCAGAAUGGCCUAUGCGUAGGCCGUCCACAGGAUCUUUGCGAGCAGCGUGGGGUGGUGUGUGAGGCGCCGAACUGGUGCUAUGAUCCAGGCAGAUGUGAUCCGAAGACCGGGCUGUGCAGUGAACCAACACUGGCUCCUGCAUAUCGACCGUGCAAUGAUCAAGACCCCACCACAAGCAAUGACUCGUGCAUUGAAGGAGUUUGCAUGGGCAUGCUGGCCGACGGCUACGAGUAUCAGACCAUCGGCGCCGGCGAAUGUGUUGAUCGUGAGAAUCGGCGCAUGGCCCGUUAUGCGGGAGAUGUCAAGGAUCAGCGGGAAUGUGAGAGAAUCUGCACAGGCGAUCCGCAGUGUGCUGGAUACGCAUACAACUUUCCGUUGUGUAGCAUCUACGGCACGGUGCGCACAAAAAUUCCGAUGGAAAUGCCGACGUGGUCUUUCCAGGCGGGCACGGACCCCUUGGGUGUCAUCAUCGAAGCUUCGCAGGUGAUGACAGACGUGCAGAGACGCUCGAUCUGCCGGAGGAAAGGAGUGGUGCCGGAUCUGAUUGUGUCGCCUUCUGACGUCGAGGUGUCAGCGGACGAGUUCUUUUCACCGGUGAGGAUCGGAAUCUUCUUCCUGGUGCUCUUGGGCUGCUUCUUUGCCUUGCCACUCACGGACUAUAUCUCCAGGCUUCUGAAAUGCAGGAAGGAUCCUCUCGAGGAGAUUGCUUCGCAGGUCGCCCAGGAUCCGGCGCAGUAUGAUGAAAGUCCCCACACUGAGAAGGGGUACGGCGAAGAUCAGCUUGCCCUCGAGCAGGAGGAGUAUCCGGGAUUGGAGGGCCUUCGAGACACAGCCAACGCCGACGAUCCCGUUCUGCCGAACGAG
Molecule: messenger RNA, 2598 nt
Organism: Symbiodinium necroappetens
Lineage: Eukaryota; Dinophyceae; Suessiales; Symbiodiniaceae
Source: the annotation of a GenBank genome assembly